AUGCUAUACGCAACAGCAAAACUUUCGAAUGAUUUAAUUAUUGAUAUCCCAGUGCCAACACUCAAAGUACUCCUGGAAAUCAAAAAGGCGAAAAGUUCAUCUCUACCAACCUCUUUGGUUGACAACCAAAGCAAUAAAAGCGCAUUUGGAUUAUUUUUACUAUCAUUUGAGAACGAAGUUUAUAAAAAAACACAAUUGUCUGCAAAUUUAUGGGGUAAAUUUGCAGUGGCUGGAAGGGAAACUUGGAUAAAUGCAAAUGAGGAAUAUCAAGAUGCUUUUGUUGUACUUGUUGAAUUAAAUUCUCAAGAUGAAUAG
This is a messenger RNA of Ambispora gerdemannii, 315 nucleotides long. The record is from the annotation of a GenBank genome assembly. Lineage: Eukaryota; Fungi; Glomeromycota; Glomeromycetes; Archaeosporales; Ambisporaceae.